Molecule: messenger RNA, 1871 nt
Organism: Zingiber officinale
Lineage: Eukaryota; Viridiplantae; Streptophyta; Magnoliopsida; Zingiberales; Zingiberaceae
Product: VQ motif-containing protein 31-like
Exons: 4
Coding region: 219-686 (155 amino acids)
Cellular component (GO): intracellular membrane-bounded organelle
Source: RefSeq, a predicted model, not a curated record
CCAGUCUACUAAAACCUGACUGUUGUGUUAGAUGGCAACUCCAACUCGUCGCGUCAGGGAUUCGAUCUGUCCCAUUCCCAAUUAAUCUCCAUUUCGGUUAUUUUCCUUAAUGAAAUAUGCCAAAAAUGGACGCCAAGCCUCGUUCUUCCUUUUUAGCCUCCUUCGCUGAUUAAUUAAUUCCUUCACGCAACGAAGAAUUGGAUCGCAGUCUUGCACCCAUGGAGAAGCCACCAGCGCCGCCUUCCACCACCUUCGUCCAGGCCGACGCCGCCACCUUCAAGGAGCUCGUCCAGCGCCUCACCGGGCCCGACUGGCCGCCUCACCGAUCGCCUCCGCGAAACUCCCAGGCCGCGGUCGACGCCGCAAAACUCUCCGGCGUCAAGCGGCUCCACGAGCGGCGGAGAGUCGGGGGCGGCUCCCGGUUCAACGUCGCCGUCCCGAAACCGGCCAGCCCCUCGGUGCCGUCGCCGGCGUCUGGCUUUUCCAGGCUGGAUAUAUGGAAGGAGGAGGAGGCGGCGGAGGGGGGAGACGAGGAGGUGAUCGUCAUCGACGAAGAGGAGGAGGAGCGGGCGAUCAAAGAGAGGCGGUUCUAUUUGCACCCGUCGCCCCGGUCCAGGACGAGGAUGGCCGAACCGGACCUUCUGCCCCUGUUUCCAUUGACCUCGCCGAAGGCCGGCGAACCGUGAGAAUUAUCGAAAUAACGACGGCGGCUAAAAUCGUAGAGAAAUUUAAAUUUCUUCUGUUGGAUUAUUCUUUAUUAAUAAAUUUUAGUAUUAAUAUAAAAAAAAUCGUGAAGUGAUAACAAACGCAGCAAUGAAUAUCAAUUUAUUUCUAUGAUAAAAAAUGGUAAGGUUUAUAAAUACGGAGAACGCUUAAUUUUAAAAUUUAUAUAAAAGAUUAAAUCAAUUCGACUGAAAUAUGGAUUAGGGUGAACUGGGGCAACGUGUUUGGUCGGCGCUCCUUUCGCCUGCGCGCUCCAGAAAUUGAACCCUCCCGGUGGAGGAGUUCGAAUGGAGGACAUGUUUCUUGUGGAUUGAAUAGGGGCCUCUACCUUCCAUAAUCUGAUCCAAAUUGCGGCGAAAACUCGAAUUUCGUUCAAGGAAGGGUUUCUCUUCGGUAGGUCAGCUCGGAGAUUUUUUUUCUUCGUUCUUCUUCGGAAUCUGGAAGUAGCUGGACUAGAAAGAUUGUGAAGGGGAAAGACUGUAUUUGUGGGAUUGUAUCGGUUAACAUGCCCUUCCGUUUAAUGCCAUGGCUCAAGAAGAAGAUUGUUGGUCCGCUUAUGCAGAUCAUUAGAAGGAACUACAGUUUUCCUUUGUGGUUUAGCAAUAGGACUGGUUGGAAAACAUUGCCAUGCUCCAACUCUCAUGCUUGCCAAUUUUGUUGCAACACCAAUUGAACUGAGGUGAACUAAUCUCUGGGGGCCAUCAUUUCCCAUUAACCACAGAUGCCCUGAAAAAGGUGAUAACUGGCCAAGCCUCAAAAGUUAUCCCUGUCAGCAUACUUCAUGCGUUAUUGGGUUGGAUUAUUGCGGCACCAUUCAUCCUUGCCGCCUCGUAUACUCUCCUAGUUCCAUGUUUUAAGUUACUGGUUCACAGAUUUAGCCCGAGGCCUUCGAGCCCAAAGAUUCAACUGUAUCCUUUAACUGACCCGAUUAUGCCUAAGAGGAGUACUUAGAUAGGCAAAAUAAUGACAGUUGUUCCGUUCAACUGAUGUUCUUAUAUUUACUUAAAAAUUUUCCAUGAGCAGAUGGGACGUCCUAAGAUGUCAAGACCACCUGCAAUCUCAUGCAUAUAGAAUGUACUCGCAUAUAUAGUAUGUUUGAGAUACUGAUGCACGCUUUGGAAGUUAUUAAAACACAGGUUAUACAUGCA